AUGUCGUUUUUCCGUCGAUUUAGUUCUAGCAAUAAAGAAAAAACGCGUGAUCGUAGUCAAAGUAGAAAUCGUUCUGAAAUUCUUUCCGGUGUACAACAAUGGCCAUAUUAUCGAGAUUUAGCGAUUGAAUCAGGACAUUGUACCAUUCCAUCUGAGCUUGCUUCACUUCGUUAUUCCCGUCUUAAUCGUUCCCUUUAUAAUCUUGUUUAUACACCUAAUGAUGAACUUAAUUAUUUUAUUCUUUAUAUGGAAUCAUGUUCAUUAUCUUCAUAUUUAAAAUUUAUUCUCGAUGUACAUGUAUUUGAAAAAUUAACACGAGAGAGUCAAACAAAAAAUACUGAUCAACAAACAUCAGCAUUAGCUUUAUUUCAUCGAUAUUUAUCAAUAGAUGCAAAUUAUUUAAUUCCAAUUGAUGAUGAAAUUCGACGUACAACUCUUUCUUUAAUUUGUCCAUCAAAUAAUAGUACAACACCUGAUCCACAUUGUUUUCGUACGGCAAGAGAAUAUGCUUGGAGUUUAAUUGAACAAGAUGCUUAUCCUGGAUAUUUAUCAAGUGCUUAUCAUGUAAAUUAUCAACUUAAAAUGUUAACUAGUAAUGAACUACAAUUACAUGAUAUUCUUUAUAAUAAUUCAUCAUUAGCAUAUUUUAUAGAGUUUUCGGAACAAGAAAAAUUUAUUGAUUUAGUUCGUUUUUGGCUUGCAAUUGAACAUUUUUAUCAAAGUACAAUUAAUCGAAUGAUUGAUAGUCAGACAUUAACUGAAAAUGCUUUGAAUAUCUAUGAACAGUAUAUAUCUUUACAAGCAUCUGCACGAUUAGGAUUUGAUGAUGCUAUUCGUGCACGAGUUGAAUGUAGUAUAUGUCAACCUGAAAUAGAUGCAGGUCCAUCGAGUGAUACAUUUGAUCAAACUGCAUGGAUUGUUUAUGUUAUAUUACAGCGUGAAUAUUUUCCACGAUUUUUACAAAGUGUUAUUUUUUAUCGACAUAUUAGUGACCUUAUGUUAAAAUUACGUAAUGAAGAUACAGCAUUAACAUCACGACCGAUAAAAACAAUUGAAUCUGAUACAACAUCAAUUAAUUCUGAUAAUUUAAUACAAACAUCAUCAUCUCCACUACUACCAACAACAACAACAACUACACAAUCGAAUCGACAAAGAAAUCCGAGUGUUUCAUCUUCUUGUCCGAGUAUUAAUCAAGAUGUUGGAAUUAAAUCGAAAGGAAAAUUUUCUAUGGGUUAUAUUGAUCCAUUAGGUCGCUUUAUUCGUGAUCCUGAUGUUGAUACAUAUGAUAGUGCAUUAUCUUCAAAUCGUAAAACAACUUCUAAUCCAAUUCAAUUUAUAGCAAAUUUAGUACGUAAUGAGCAAGAAGAACUUGCACAAGAAGAAGCCGCAGCUCGAUUUGCUGAAUCAUUUAUUAAUGAAAUAACAAAUAUGACGGCAAAUCUUGAUAAUCAAUAA
Messenger RNA from Adineta steineri, 1455 nucleotides. The record is from the annotation of a GenBank genome assembly. NCBI's taxonomy places the organism in Eukaryota, Metazoa, Rotifera, Eurotatoria, Adinetida, Adinetidae.